AGUAAAGAACUGGGGAAGUGUCACAACAGCUAGCUAACCUAGCUCUGACACCACACGGAUAACUGUAGUCGUCACGGAUAGCCAAAGCGUGGUGGUGGGAUCAUACCCUUGACCACUGCAACCUUCUUAGACAGAGAGACGUAAGCUCCAGUUGCUGGUUGGAGUCUCUGAAAGGCAGUUUUUUCUGAUGUUGAGUCAGUGUCGUGUUUGAUUUAAACAUCAGUCUCUGGAACACAUACAUCAAAUCUCUGGGAGAGAGAAAGAGAAGAACAUGGGAGUCGCUAACUCUAGGGACUACCAUCCGUACCACCCCUCACAGUCUCCCAUCAAGGUGGUGCUGAAAAGUGAGUAUGGGUGCAGAUGAACUAUGGAUCGUUUAAUUGCUGGAUGACUGUGUUAGUGAGCGUCAUCUUUCUAGAGCUGCAAUUGCCAAUAACAUAACAGUGUUAAGUCUGUGUCUAGUUUGUUUUCCAACAUGUUGAAGUAGUGUAAGAUGUGGUCAUUAGAUAUUAGAAACAACUUGUUAUUAGGUUGUAAUACAUCUGUCUUAAGCUAUAUUGUGACCUGUUAAUAUAACCUACCUCUUUUCAUGAAUUCAGUUAACAGGGAAUAGGUAAGGGGACAGGGGACGUUUAUGAAGGGAUAUGAGGAGAAGGAAGUGUGUAAUGUGAAUAAGGGGACUUAGACUAAUUAUUAUGGGAAUAUGCUGUAGUAGUAUCAGGAGUCAAACUUGUGUAAUAAUUAUAUAAUAGUGACUCUUAAAGGGCAAUUCCACCACUAUUCAACCUAAUUUUCAUUAUCUCAAACACAAUACUAGUGUCAAAAUUUGUGAAAACGGCACAUUUCUACAUUUUGUAGAAAUAAAUAUAAAGUAAAAAAGAUCUACCCAAUGACAUCAUCAAAAGUUAAAACAUUUUAAAAACGGUGAUUUUAAAACACUAUGAGAUUCACGAUGACGUGGGGAGCAACAAAAUACCAUCCCUCUCGCAAAUCCUACCCUGUGGUGUCACAGAGAAGCAUUUUUUAGGACCUUUUCUUUAAACACAGAUCAUAGAAAUGCUCUGUUUUCACAUAUGUAGGCACUGGUUUGGUGCUGGAGAUAAUGAAUAUGAGGUUGAAAAGUGGCGGAUUCGCCGUUAAACUCUAAUAUAGCCUAACCUGCAGCACACAAAGGAUUUGUAUGUUUCCCAGUGAUGUUUGACUGUUGAUGUGUUGUGCACCAUCUGUCAGGGCUGGAGACCAGCUUCAAACCUACAUUAUAGUCACUGCCUGUAUGAAGGAAACAUCAAUUCUUUAGAUUUGCAUGAAAUAUGAAUGCAUUGAUGCAAGGAUUUUUGUUGACUGGUAUUCAAGGGAGCCACAGUAUUACACGUUAUGGGUCAUUGUGCUUUUGGCUGUACAGUAAGUACUAUCCCAUUCAUCAGAACCAUAGGCAUUGUAAUGCCUAUUAUGUGAUUCUAGGGGCAAAUCAGCACUUUGUUCAAUGUUUUGCGGACCCUGAUGGACACUCCAUAGCAUUCACUACGUCUCUUUAUGAAAUCGUUACGUUUCAAUAUGGCCAUUACAGAAUAGAAGGCCAUGUCUCAAAUAUGGCUUUUCAGACAAUCAUAUUUCACGGCUUUUAGAAAGUUCUCACAGAGCUUGUUUCCCACUCACAGUUGUCCGCCAGUGUUUGUUAUGAAGUUGAGAUUUUGAUGAAGUAAUACAGUGUCUUGAUUUUUAUUUGCUAGUUCUUCAGUCUUGUGAAGAUAGGGGGGUGAUUGGAACAGGAAAUGUUACAUCCAUGUUUUUGUAAAAUAUGCCUCUUACAUCAGAUCAUCUUGCAAAUGUCUCUGCAAAGCUAUCUUUCAUCAAGGUUUUAUAUGGUCUAUAAUUUGUCUCUUUAUAAAAAAAAUAUUGUUGGUAUCCUUUUUCAGCGUUAUGAUACAGUGGGGAGAACAAGUAUUUGAUACACUGCCGAUUUUGCAGGUUUUCCUACUUACAAAGCAUGUAGAGGUCUGUAAUUUUUAUCAUAGAAAAUCCAGAAAAUCACAUUGUAUGAUUUUUAAGUAAUUCAUUUGCAUUUUAUUGCAUGACAUAAGUAUUUGAUACAUCAGAAAAGCAGAACUUAAUAUUUGGUACAGAAACCUUUGUUUGCAAUUACAGAGAUCAUAUGUUUCCUGUAGGUCUUGACCAGGUUUGCACACACUGCAGCAGGGAUUUUGGCCUACUCCUCCAUACAGACCUUCUCCAGAUCCUUCAGGUUUCGGGGCUGUCGCUGGGCAAUACGGACUUUCAGCUCCCUCCAAAGAUUUUCUAUUGGGUUCAGGUCUGGAGACUGGCUAGGCCACUCCAGGACCUUGAGAUGCUUCUUACGGAGCCACUCCUUAGUUGCCCUGGCUGUGUGUUUCGGGUCGUUGUCAUGCUGGAAGACCCAGCCACGAACCAUCUUCAAUGCUCUUACUGAGGGAAGGAGGUUGUUGGCCAAGAUCUCGCGAUACAUGGCCCCAUCCAUCCUCCCCUCAAUACGGUGCAGUCGUCCUGUCCCCUUUGCAGAAAAGCAUCCCCAAAGAAUGAUGUUUCCACCUCCAUGCUUCACAGUUGGGAUGGUGUUCUUGGGGUUGUACUCAUCCUUCUUCUUCCUCCAAACACGGCGAGUGGAGUUUAGACCAAAAAGCUCUAUUGACCUUCUCCCAUUCCUCCUCUGGAUCAUCCAGAUGGUCAUUGGCAAACUUCAGACGGGCCUGGACAUGCGCUGGCUUGAGCAGGGGGACCUUGCGUGCGCUGCAGGAUUUUAAUCCAUGACGGCGUAGUGUGUUACUAAUGGUUUUCUUUGAGACUGUGGUCCCAGCUCUCUUCAGGUCAUUGACCAGGUCCUGCCGUGUAGUUCUGGGCUGAUCCCUCACCUUCCUCAUGAUCAUUGAUGCCCCACGAGGUGAGAUCUUGCAUGGAGCCCCAGACCGAGGGUGAUUGACCGUCAUCUUGCACUUCUUCCAUUUUCUAAUAAUUGCGCCAACAGUUGUUGCCUUCUCACCAAGCUGCUUGCCUAUUGUGCUGUAGCCCAUCCCAGCCUUGUGCAGGUCUAUAAUUUUAUCCCUGAUGUCCUUACACAGCUCUCUGGUCUUGGCCAUUGUGGAGAGGUUGGAGUCUGUUUGAUUGAGUGUGUGGACAGGUGUCUUUUAUACAGGUAACGAGUUCAAACAGGUGCAGUUAAUACAGGUAAUGAGUGGAGAACAGGAGGGCUUCUUAAAGAAAAACUAACAGGUCUGUGAGAGACGGAAUUCUUACUGGUUGGUAGGUGAUCAAAUACUUAUGUCAUGCAAUAAAAUGCAAAUUAAUUACUUAAAAAUCAUACAAUGUGAUUUUCUGGAUUUUUGUUUUAGAUUCCGUCUCUCACGGUUGAAGUGUACCUAUGAUAAAAAUUACAGACCUCUACAUGCUUUGUAAGUAGGAAAACCUGCAAAAUCGGCAGUGUAUCAAAUACUUGUUCUCCCCACUGUAUCCAUUACAUCCAUAACAGUGGUGGAUGUGAUGGAUAUGGAUGUAUCAAAUCUUGGCUUCAGAAGCAUGUGCAUUCACCACAUUGUGUCAGCUUCUUUAGACUUUUAAGCAAUUGUUGAUAUCUUGAAAAUUAUGUGAUAUCUUAGAUAAUACAGUAUAUGCAGAAAUGCAUUUCUCGUACAUGGCAGUAGUGUUUUUUUUAGAUGGAAAGAUGAAAAUAGUGUUUAUCCGUAAUCUGUGGACCGUCCUGGAGUGUCUUAUUCAAAUGAAACCCCCCAAAAUAUGCUGACUUCAUUCAGUGUCCAGAAAAGUGGAUUGGUGGUAUAGGUACAUCUACAGUAUAUUGCCUCUUUUGCAUACUUAAAUAUAAUAUUUCAGAAAAGGAUCUUCAAUGCUGCAGUCAUUUUUUGGUACCCUUCCCCAGAUCUGUGCCUCAACACAAUCCUGUCUCGGAGCUCUACGGAUAAUUCCUUCGAUCUCAUGGCUUGGUUCUUGCUCUGACAUGCACUGUCAACUGUGGGACCUUAUAUAGACAGGUGUGUGCCUUUCCAAAUCAUGUCCAAUCAAUGGAAUUUACCACAGGUGGACUCCAAUCAAGUUGUAGAAACAUUUCAAGGAUGAUCAAUGGAAACAGGAUGCACCUGAGCUCAAUUUCGAGUCUCAUAGCAAAGGGUCUGAAUACUUAUGUAAAUAAGGUAUAUUUCUUUUUUAUACAUUUGUAAAAAUCUCUAAAAACCUGUUUUCUCUUUGUCAUUAUGGGGUAUUGUGUGUAGGUUGAUGAGAAUGAAUAAAUAAUUUAAUCAAUUUUAGAAUAAGGCUGUAAUUUAACAAAAUGUGGAAAAAGUCAAGGGGUCUGAAUACUUUCUGAAUGCACUGUAUGUAAUGGGGAAUUAAUAGACACAGCAAACAAUGCACACAAAGUUAUGAAACAAUGAAUACCCACGAAAUGGCAGGAGAGAACGCAUUCUGGAGCAAGACGUGCCUUGUGCAUCUGAGCCACAAUCCCCAUAAUCUUGGACCAUGUCAUCCCUGUAGCCUCCUCAAUGGAUUAGUCCACUGAGAGGCGCAAAUUAGACCGGUGUCUCGUGUGCCAUAACAAAAAUAUAUAUAUUUGCGACUGCUGGACUAAACAAAUGUCAUGUUUUCAAUACAGACCCCUUUUGUCAUACAGUAUUCCAUAUAAGGCAACCAGACCUGAUGAAAGUUGCACAGUAUACCCUUAAUCUUGUAAUAAAUCAAAUCUAGUGAUACAUAACUUGACAUUUCUUCCAUCCAUUGUAACAUUGUGGGAGGAUAACCAACCUUCCAAUUAUUGGCAACGUGGUCCUCUGUAGCUCAGCUGGUAGAGCACGGCGCUUGUAACGCCAAGGUAGUGGGUUCGAUCCCCGGGACCACCCAUACACAAAAAAUGUAUGCACGCAUGACUGUAAGUCGCUUUGGAUAAAAGCGUCUGCUAAAUGGCAUAUUAUUAUUUAUUAUUAUUUCUUAUCCACUAGAAAUGCUAGGUUACAUAGUUUCUUCUGAUAACAUUCUUCAGUAUCAACAGUUCCAAGCAAACAAAAACAGGGAGAAGGGAGUAUCUGUAGACAUGCUGAGAGAAAAGAACAUACUCUUUGACAGAAUUCAGCCAGCCUUCACAAGAUCAUAACAUGCAAAUAUGUCCCCUUUUGUGUUUUAGACCUUCAGCAGAGGAAUUACAUUUCUGAGUGCAUGAUAUUCAGUUUCACUGGUAUAUAGUAUAUUAUAUGGAUGGUCUUAAACUGCAGUAAUUUAUUUCUGAGAUUAUAUGAACAUGACUGGGCAUUCAAACAUAUCUGUAUCCAUUCAUCAUCAUCCCAGGUCUUCACCUGAGCUCCGUAGACUGGUCUUCCCUGGCUGUCUGACCCUGCUGGGACACCGGCCACCAUCUGAUCCUGCUAAGACAUGAUGAGCAUAGUACUGUGUACUGACUGUGCACCAUGACAGUGUAGCCUGUAGAGCUGUUGAUUCCAUGUCAGUAUGAAAUGUAGGGAAUUAGCUCGGGAAACUGACAGAUCAAUAACGUUACAUUCAAUAACGUCUAGUUCAUUGAAGCAAAAAUAAUAGCUAAAGUCAGUAGGUUAGCUAGCUAACGUUUGCCAACUUUUGGCUAGCUCUAAUGGUACACCAACUGUUGAAAACAAGCCAAAGGAAUUUACUUCUGUUGAAAUGGGACAAAAAGGGUACAAAACAUUUCCAUACACACAACAGCUGUUAGAUACAGCUACCUGACAGAGACUAGAGCUGAACUGGCUGUGGUAUCUACUAGCUAGCUAGUUCAUUCUCUUUAGACACAACUUCAGUCAAGAGUGGAUGUAACAUUACUGUAGGUAACGUUACAUUUCAGUUACACUACUAGUUAAGCACUGGGAAUAAUUAAGUCAAACAGCAGUUACAGUUGAAGUUGGAAGUUUUACAUACACUUAGGUUGGAGUCAUUAAAACUCGUUUUUCAACCACUCCACAAAUGUCUUGCUAACAAACUAUAGUUUUGGCAAGUCGGUUAGGACAUCUACUUUGUGCAUGACACAAGUACUUUUUCCAACAGUUGUUUACAGACAGAUUAUUUCACUUAUAAUUCACUGUAUCACAAUUCAAGUGGGUCAGAAGUUUACAUACACUAAGUUGACUGUGCCUUUAAACAGCUUGGAAAAUUCCAGAAAAUGAUAUCAUGGCUUUAGAAGCUUCUGAUAGGCUAAUUGACAUCAUUUGAGUCAAUUGGAGGUGUACCUGUGGAUGUAUUUCAAGGCCUACCUUCAAACUCAGUGCCUCUUUGCUUGACAUCAUGGGAAAAUCAAAAGAAAUCAGCCAAGACCUCAGAAAAAAAAAUUGUAGACCUCCACAAGUCUGGUUCAUCCUUGGGAGCAAUUUCCAAACGCCUGAAGGUACCACGUUAAUCUGUACAAACAAUAGUACGCAAGUAUAAACACCAUGGGACAACGCAGCCGUCAUACCACUCAGGAAGGAGACGCGUUCUGUCUCCUAGAGAUGAACGUACUUUGGUGCGAAAAGUGCAAAUCAAUUCCAGAACAACAGCAAAGGACCUUGUGAAGAUGCUGGAGGAAACGGGUACAAAAGUAUCUAUAUCCACAGUACUAUAUUGACAUAACCUGAAAGGCCGCUCAGCAAGGAAGAAGCCACUGCUCCAAAACCGCCAUAAAAAAGCCAGACUACGGUUUGCAACUGCACAUGGGGACAAAGAUCGUACUUUUUGGAGAAAUGUCCUCUGGUCUGAUGAAACAAAAAUAGAGCUGUUUGGCCAUAAUGACAAUCGUUAUGUUUGGAGGAAAAAGGGGGUCGCUGGCAAGCCGAAGAACAGCAUCCCAACCGUGAAGCACGGGGGUGGCAGCAUCAUGCUGUGGGGGUGCUUUGCUGCAGGAGGGACUGGUGCAAUUCACAAAAUAGAUGGCAUCAUGAGGAAGGAAAAUGAUGUGGAUAUAUUGAAGCAACAUCUCAAGACAUCAGUCAGGAAGUUAAAGCUUGGUCGCAAAUGGGUCUUCCAAAUGGACAAUGGCCCCAAGCAUACUUCCAAAGUUGUGGCAAAAUGGCUUAAGGAUAACAAAGUCAAGGUAUUGGAGUGGCCAUCACAAAGCCCUGACCUCAAUCCUAUAGAGAAUUUGUGGGCAGAACUGAAAAGGCGUGUGCGAGCAAGGAGGCCUACAAACCUGACUCAGUUACACCAGCUCUGUCAGGAGGAAUGGGCCAAAAUUCACCCAACUUAUUGUGGGAAGCUUGUGGAAGGCUACCCGAAACGUUUGACCCAAGUCAAACAAUUUAAAGGCAAUGCUACCAAAUACUAAUUGAGUGUAUGUAAACUUCUGACCCACUGGGAAUGUGAUGAAAGAAAUAAAAGCUGAAAUAAAUAAUUCUCUCUACUAUUAUUCUGACAUUUAAAAUUCUUAAAAUAAAGUGGUGAUCCUAACUGACCUAAGACAGGGAAUUUUUACUAGGAUUAAAUGUCAGGAAUUGUGAAAAACUGAGUUUAAAUGUAUUUGGCUAAGGUGUAUGUAAACUUCCGACUUCAACUGUACAUUGCAAGCUACAUCAGUCAAAUAAAGAGCAGCCAGUUUCUGCUCUGCUUGCUUUUACAACUCGGAGAAAAAGCACAACACACAUAGAGACAGCAGCUGCAGACAGCAGCACCAUGCCUUUCAGAAGCUUUGCCUUCACACUGCCUGUCCGCACGCUCUGUGGUGUCCGCGCAGCCCUAAAUCCAGCCAUCUGAAACUGCCAAACAGUCUACCCGACUGCAAUAAAAAGCAUCCACCUGGUCCCUAAGCACACCGAUGCCAGUUUUAGUGUCACAGUGCAAUGAUAAAACUGGGGGACAAAAAUGCAAUUUUAGAAUGUGGAGGGGUCAUUUCCCCCCCGUUCCCAGUGAGUUGCGCCCCUGGUUGUCAUUUCAGGUUUAUGUUUGUUCAUGAUCUAAGAAAUAUGGAUUUGUUUCCAAAAUUAGGGAGUUGUUUCAGAAUGCAGUUGUUAUCAUAAUUUUGAAGUCCAUUGAGUCUAUAGCAGUCACCUGUCAGUCUCCACUCAACACUCAUCUCUCAGAGCAAUGCAUUGUGGGAUAGCAGGCGCUAAAUCCCGUUAUGUGGUGCCCGAUUACUGCGGUAAUCCACUGGACUGUUUUCCACUAAAGUAAGUGUGUGUGUGUGUGUGUGUGUGUAUGUGUGUGACUCUGGGUAAUCCACUGCACUAUAAAUAAUCACUUAGAUUUUCCCCCCUCUCUCUCUGAAUCAAAGUGACCUUAGUUUCCAGUACUGUAUACUCCACUAUGAUUACCACUAUUAUACUGAGAGUAUCUCUGCUGAAAAUGCUUACAGAGGGGUACACACACCUCUCCUUGAGAUGUGCUUCAGCAGUAUAAAGUUAAGCCCCAGAUAUCCCUAAACCUUAGAUAUGGAAACCUUGUGAGACGGGACCUAGGCCAACCUGGCAACCACAGUGGAGAUUCACUCAGAGGUUUCUGGUUUUCUCAGAGGCAGACAUUGACAGAGUGCCUAGAGAAGUGUUCCUGGUGAGGGUUACUGUCCUGCCUCCUCACAUUUACCUGUCCCCUUUUUAUAUAAUGAUUGGUGUGUAUUGUUAUUCUGUAGUUCUGUCCAUCCUGUAAGCUGAUUGUUAUCCACCUGGAAGAUGAAUGCAUCUGAUCUUCAUGUUUCAUGCAAAGUUUUGUUUUUCUAGAAUGUGGUGUGCUUGCAUGUUGAGGUCCAGGAAUAUUCACUUCUGUACUAUUUUGUCAAAUUGUAUGAUUCUGCUUUGGUUGCUUCUGUUCUCCCUACAUGUUUUCUCACUCUCUGUUCAUCAAUUGAUGCCAUGAGUCAAAGACAGACUUGAGAAUAGUCUGUGGAUGUCCCUACUUCUGCAUAUAGACAAGCCACCUAAUAAUCCUUUAUACAAUGGCUAGUUCUGGCCACACAUUAUGAUUUGCAUUUGAAAAUUGAAUACUUCAUCUUUGCGAUUAGCAAUGUCAUAGACUGAAUGAGAGCUAGCAAGCUACACUCUGUAAUGAGUGUUCUAUUACAUGACAUUCAGAGGAAUGGUAGUGUACAUUCAGAUCGAAAUGCUGAAUUAAAUAUCCUCACCUUCGGGAAACAACCUGAUGUAUUUAUUUUUACUUUAUGUCCCUUUAGGACGCAAUGAGCCCCUGAAGAAGGAGUGCACUAAAUGGAAGAGUGAGUACCCUAUGACGGAGGGCCAGCUGAGGAGUAAGAGGGAUGAGUUUUGGGACACGGCUCCAGCCUUCGACGGCAGGAAGGAGAUUUGGGAUGCGCUCCGAGCGGCAGCAGUGGCCGCAGAGGUUAACGACCUGGAACUGGCUCAGGCCAUAGUGGACGGAGCCUGCAUCACACUACCACACGGUGAGACACACGCACAUGCAUACACGCACACACACAGACUCACACGCACGUUCCAUCUCAAUAACUAACUAAUCUAACAUUAGUAUUUAUAACAUUUGGCACCAACCUGAAGGCCAUUAUAAUGCUAUAUCAAACCUAUGCCUAAGCCCAAAUCGACUCCUACACUCUUAGAAAAAAGGGUUCCAAAAGGGUUCUUCGGCUGUCCCCAUAGGAGAACCCUUUUCGUUUCCAGGUAAAAUCCUUUUUGGUUCCAGGUAGAACCGUUUUUGGUUUCAUGUAGAACCCCUCUGUGGAAAGUGUUCUACAUGGAACCCAAAAUGGUUCUGCUUGGAACCAACAAGGGUUCUUCAAAGGGUUCUCCUAUGGCAACAUCCGAAGAACCCUAUUAGGUUCUAAGAUAGCCCCUUUUUUUCUAAGAGUGUAACUCCCUAUAUGCACUUGUGGAGAUCUGAAUGGAUUGGACUGGUAUCAAUAUAGUAAUAGCUCCACCAUGUAUUUUUAUAGCCUGGGUGAUGUAUCCUGACGGAACCAGCCUGAUCACAUGACAGAUGGCUUACCAUUAUGUUUCACUUAACACUGCGAUCAGGCUGGUUCCACCAGGCUAUGGGUGACAUAAUUCAUGACCAGUUAGCUGAUUCGUGAUCUGUGUGUCUCUGUGGUUAUCAGAUUACUGCUGUGUGGUUAUAUAAUAGUCCUGGGCAGCAUGACAGGACCUCAGGGAUUUAGCUACAUAGACAUUAUGGACACAGCAGGGGGGGAAAGCUCCUCUAAUGUGUGUGCAUGUUUGACAUGUGGAAUUGCAUCAUUCUAUAAUUAUUUGCUAAACAGAACAUUGCAGAAUCGGCUGUGUUUCAGCAGGGCUGGAGCAAAAGCCUGCACUGUAGCUUCGGGAGGAGCUAGGGGUCCCUAGGGGCUAGGGGUUGAUUUCAGAUAGAACUUGUCACUGAGUGUUACUGAGGUUUGUUUUGUGUCUAUCUGUCCCGUCCAGGUACGCUGACAGAGAGUUAUGACGAGCUGGGGAACCGCUACCAGCUUCCUGCCUACACUCUAGCCCCUCCUGCCAACCUCAUCACUGAAUGCACCAAUGAGAGCCAAGCUCCCGAUCAAAAGGAGCAGAAAAAGCCUCCCCCUCCUCCCAAAGAGGAGUUCCAGCUACGAGUACGCCUCUCGUGCGGUAAGAGAAACACCCUAUUCCUUUUCUCUUUUUUCAUCUGCUCAAUUUCUCUCUGCAGUUCUUCAUUGAGAUCAGAGGGGUAUACUAUGAAUCUAGAUAGAUGUACUUAGGCUUUUCUGAAAUUAGCUAGUUUCAGUUAGCUUCACAUUCCAGCUCAGGCUUCAUUCAUGUUACAAAGGUAGAUAUUGAUCAAACACCUACCGCUUACUCAAGCCUGCUCGAGCCGGGCUUGUAACUGCGCGUUCAUGUCGCACAUGGCUAGUCGCAAGUCAAUCCAUGGGUGAGUCAAUGCCACAUGUUCAUUUUUGCCCAAAUCAAAAUGAAAGAAAAUUGAACCAGCAAAUUCAGCAGACUGUGGUGUGAAAUGUGCUAUUAGAAAUGCCGUCUUUCUUACGCAUAUCGUUUCUUUGGUGUGCUUAUCAAUAUCAAUGCUUGAGUCCCUUUUUCCCCACUCCUAUCGAUAAAAUAAUUGUAUAAAGUAAUACGAAAGUUUUACUGAGCGUGAAGUUUCAAAUACAUCCUGUCAUUACUAAAUGUGUUGUGUGAUAUGUAUUUGAAAAAAAACAUAUUCCUCAAAUAUGGUCCCGAGAAUGAAGGGAUGAUGACGCACUCUUUGCGAGAGGUAGGGAAUCUAUUUUGAUUGGUCCUCAACUCACAGCUUAAACGCCUAAACAUGGCUCAAACACUUUUGUGUUACCGGUUAUCCAGAGUUGAACUCAGUUUACCAAAGUUAGCUCGCUUACUUCUCUAUCUAGAUUCAUAGUACACCACUCAGGAUAAGUCCAUGCCCCAAUCCCCAGGGUCAUUCCAAUACUAAUCAUCUGGAGUGUGAAUGUCAGCCCCUCAGGCCUAGUUUUUAUCACCUUGUUUGACAGCGUGUUUAAAGGGGGCCUGAGGAUGUGUUCGCACGUGGCAAGUCUUUGUACAUUGACUCUGCCAAAACAGUACACAGUUACAGUCACUCACCCUUUUAGAUAACUUGAAACCGUCUAACCAGGUCUUGGGUCUUGAAGUUGCCUAGGCCAGGGGUUCUGAAACCUUUUGGGUCCGGGGACCCCUUUUGUGAUAGCAAAUUCAUCAGGGACCCCCUCAUAACUUGAGUGAGAUAAAAAUAGCAUACAAAGAGUUUUACUAUGACUUCGGCAGUGCAUGGCCAGGUGAACCAAGUCUCGGGCCCUGGGAAGGAACAUUUUAAAGGCUCUCCUCUUGGCAUAUGAGAGGAAUUGUUGCAGUUUUAAAGCUUGAAGCUAGAGUCCUUAAUUGAAAUACACCAUUCCCCAUUCUACAUUCCUGAACAGACCCCUGAUUGUAGAAGUAACUUGACCAAUGUCUCUCUUCUCCACAGGCAAGGACCUACGUAUAAGCGCCUCCAUGUCAGACUCCAUUUCACAGCUGAAGAGAGCCCUGGAGGGGCAGGAGGACAUUGAAGCCGCCCACCAACGCUGGUUCUUUGCAGGGAAACUGCUAACAGACAAGACCCGGCUCCAGGACACCAAGAUACAAAAAGACUUUGUGGUCCAGGUCAUCGUGAACAACUACUCACCCGUAACCAAACUCAUACCAAACUGA
Messenger RNA from Coregonus sp. 'balchen', 12101 nucleotides. The record is from the annotation of a GenBank genome assembly. Lineage: Eukaryota; Metazoa; Chordata; Actinopteri; Salmoniformes; Salmonidae.